GAUCUCUUUCUCAGGCUUCUCUCUGAUACUCUGAUACUGUGAUUGUGUAUGGAUGUACGCAACUGUCAAUUGUAGAAGUGCGUGGAAUUACGUCUGACAUUGUGUUUAUUACGUCAACGCGUAAUCAUGAGCUGUGGAUUUGUUACUUGCGGCCCGAAUGAGGCUCUCGUAGUUUCAGGAUGUUGCUACAGCAAACCUCUUUUGGUACCUGGAGGACGGGUAUUUGUAUGGCCCUUCGUGCAACAAGUGCAAAAAAUCUCUUUAAAUACGAUGACUUUACAAGUCGAAAGUCCAACAGUGUAUACUUGUCAAGGAGUACCAAUAUCUGUAACAGGCAUAGCACAGGUAAAAAUUCAAGGACAAAAUGAGGAAAUGCUGUCUACGGCAUGUGAACAGUUUCUUGGAAAAUCUGAGGAUGAGAUACACAACAUAGCUCUUGUCACAUUGGAAGGACAUCAACGGGCUAUAAUGGGCAGUAUGACUGUAGAGGAAAUUUACAAGGAUCGUAAAAAAUUUAGCAAGGAAGUAUUUGAGGUUGCAAGCAGUGAUCUAGUCAAUAUGGGCAUUACUGUCGUAUCGUAUACAUUAAAAGAUAUUCGAGACGAAGAAGGGGCAAAGGGAUAUCUGCAAGCACUCGGUAUGGCACGUACGGCAGAAGUAAAGAGAGACGCUAGAAUAGGUGAGGCGGAGGCUCGUAGAGACGCUCAAAUUAGAGAAGCUAUUGCCGAGGAGCAAAGAAUGGCCUCUCGUUUCUUAAAUGACACAGAGAUUGCGAAAGCACAACGUGACUUCGAAUUGAAAAAGGCUGCUUACGAUGUCGAGGUUCAAACCAAAAAAGCUGAAGCAGAAAUGGCCUUUGAACUUCAAGCGGCGAAAACCAAACAGAGAAUUAUGGAGGAGCAAAUGCAAGUAAAAGUUGUAGAACGUAGUCAAGAGAUCGCCGUACAGGAGCAGGAAAUGCUAAGACGCGAAAAAGAAUUGGACGCCACUAUACGACGUCCUGCCGAUGCGGAGAAAUACAGGUUAGAGAAAAUAGCUGAAGCGAACAAAUUGCGCCUUGUUAUGGAGGCUGAAGCUGAAGCUGAGGCUAUUAAAAUUCGCGGCGAAGCGGAAGCUUUUGCCAUUGAAGCGAAAGCUAAAGCAGAGGCAGAACAAAUGGCAAAGAAAGCGGCCGCAUGGAACGAGUACAAGAGCGCAGCCAUGAUAGAUAUGUUGCUUGAUACACUUCCAAAGGUUGCCGCCGAAGUAGCCGCCCCUCUUUCCCAAGCAAAAAAGAUAACUAUGGUCUCGAGUGGUAACGGCACUAUUGGUGCAGAAAAAUUAACUGAAGAAGUUUUCAAUAUUGUACAACGUGUUCCGGAUCUUGUUAAAAAUUUAACCGGCGUGGAUAUUUCAAAGUCUGUUCAUGCUGCGUAAACGUGCAAUGUCAAGAGCAUUCGAAUUCCUUGAUCAUUACGAUGUGUCGUUCUUCAAUGUGUAUAUUUAUAAAGAAAUAAUCAAUGGACUUUUUUUAUGUAUAUACAUUUCUUUUAAAGAUAUUUCGUCCUAUAUAACUCACAUCAAGUAUAAUUUAUAAUAUGAAAAGUCUUAUAUUAGAAAAAAAGAUUCUACAAGUUUUGCUGUGCCAUUUAUGUAAAACGUCUAUGUAUAUUACUAGUUAUUUUUGAUAUUACUUCCAAUUUCAAAAAAAUCAGGAAUAAUUAGUAUAAAUUUAAAUAAGCGAUUUAAUUUAACUACGGUUUUAAGAGCAUAUUCACGAAAACAAAAAAUUUCGUAAGUCAUUCAUUCCAAUAACUUUUAUUCAUCCCGACAGUAAAAGUGUGAUAUAACAUUAAUACAGCACAUUAUUGAUAUUACUUAUGUAUAUUUUAAAAUAUUUUAUCAAUUUAACGCAUAUUUGUUAACAAAAAAAAAAAAAUCGUGUGUGUGUUCUUGAAUCUCUUAAGAGCCGAUCGUAAUGGUUCAUGUUUAUCUAUGUAUAAUUCUAUGCCAAAACGUGCCGAAUGCCAUUCUCUCCCAAAUAUUAUAUAUAUAUAUAUAUUACAUGUACCUUUUAAACAUAAAUUAUACCAAAUGACUCUUUUUAGAAGAUGAAAGUAUUUAAUAUUUCUUAAACAUCACUUAUAAUAUUGUUCAAUAUGAGAGAUCUUCUUAGUUUUUGAAACAAAUUUAUAUGUGACUUUGCGCGUGAGCGUUCUAUUUUCUGCAUUUACAAAAUAUGUGUGAAAAAAAAACAGUAAUAUAUUUUAUCGUAUUUAUAAAUACAUAUAAAAAAGUCACAGAGAUCUAAUCAUUUAUAUGAAUUAUAGUGUAGCCUUUCAAUAAGCUUCAAAUUACAUUAUAUUUAUAUGACCAAUAUAUAUAAAGCUUUAUAAACGAAUAAAUAUGUAUGCGAUUUUGUGUAAAGCAAUAAUGCAAGUAAACGUUACAAGCUCA
Messenger RNA from Formica exsecta, 2436 nucleotides. Its product is annotated as flotillin-1. The transcript has 11 exons. Bases 127 to 1416 code for a protein of 429 amino acids. Gene Ontology annotation, cellular component: plasma membrane. Gene Ontology annotation, biological process: positive regulation of cell junction assembly; regulation of receptor internalization; protein kinase C signaling. The record is from RefSeq and is a predicted model, not a curated record. Lineage: Eukaryota; Metazoa; Arthropoda; Insecta; Hymenoptera; Formicidae.